AUGGCAGCUGUGGUUAGCUACACUGCACCCUGGUGGGUCAACAUCCUUCAUCGACUCCCACACUUCAACUUCAAGUUCCAACAAACAAGCAGCGAUUUCCAACCAGAGGACUGGCCUUAUCAGCAGUCCAUUCUGUUGCUGGGAGGUGUGGCGCUGGCCUGUCUGGCUCUGGACCUGCUGUUCCUCUUCAUCUACUCACUCUGUCUCUGCUGUCGGCGGAAGAAGGAGGAAGAUCGCACCAACGCAGACUGCUGUUGCACGGCCUGGUGCGUCAUCAUCGCCACGCUUGUCUGCAGCGCUGGCAUCGCCGUCGGUUUCUAUGGGAACGGGGAGACUUGUGAUGGAGUGAACCGCCUGACGUAUUCCCUGCGCCACGCCAACCGCACUGUCUCGGGGGUGCAGAAACUGGUGUUCGGCUGCACCGCGUCUCUGAACGAGACGGUGGAGGAGAACCUGGAGACGCUGGAGGGCCAGUACGCGCAGAACGCAGACUACAUGUCAAUUGUCCAGAAGCUGCAGGGACAACUGGACGAGCUGGUCAGGCAGAUGGUAGAGAUCCCCUUCUGGGACAACAGCGGUGUUUCCCUGGAUGAGCUGGCCAACAAGCUAGAGCUGUUUGACUGGUACAGAUGGCUGGGUUACUUGGUCCUGCUCCUCUUCAACAUCCUCAUCUGCCUCUUGGUUCUGUUUGGACUCAUUCGAAACUCUAAGGGAACACUGAUCGGAGUGUGUCUAUUUGGAGUGGUGGCUCUGGUGAUCAGCUGGGUGUCUCUGGGGAUUGCUCUGGCUGUGUCAGCGUCAUCCAGUGAUUUCUGCGCAUCUCCAAACACCUAUGUGAUAAAAGUAGCAGAUCAAUAUGGAGUCAUCAACAAAGAUAUCCUGCAGUACUACCUCAGCUGCAGCCCCGAGGCAACCAACCCCUUCCAGCAGAAACUUUCUGGUAGUCACAAAGCUUUGGUGGAGAUGCAAGACGAUGUGUCUGAACUUCUGCGCUCUGCUACUGGAGAAUACACACAAACCAGGGGCCGUUUGGAGGAGAUCCAGGGCAUUCUGAACGGCACAGAGAUCAGCCUCCAUCAGCUCACUGCUCUGGUGGACUGUCGCAGCCUGCACAUGGAUUAUGUGCAGGCGCUGACCGGCCUGUGCUACGACGGUCUGGAGGGUCUGAUCUACCUGGUGCUUUUCUCCUUCGUCACUGCGCUCAUGUUCAGCUCCAUCAUCUGCAGCGUGCCUCACACCUGGAGGGGGAAAGGCGAUGAAAGCAGUGAAGACGAAUCCCUGAGCCACGGAGGGCGACAGAACAACGAUAACCUGUACCGCGUGCACAUGCCCAGCCUCUACAGCUGCGGCAGCUCGUACGGCAGCGAGACCAGCAUCCCGGCCGCCGCACACACCGUCAGCAACGCACCAGUCACAGAGUACAUGGCCCAAAACGCCAACUUCCAGAACUCGCGAUGUGAAAACACUCCCCUGAUUGGACGAGAGUCUCCUCCCCCCUCGUUUCAAUAUUUGGCCGCGGCGGACAGUAACAGUGGUCAGAGCUGGCAGUUAAAGCCUUCGGACAGCUCCAGGUCGUUUUGGUAA
Molecule: messenger RNA, 1584 nt
Organism: Knipowitschia caucasica
Lineage: Eukaryota; Metazoa; Chordata; Actinopteri; Gobiiformes; Gobiidae
Source: the annotation of a GenBank genome assembly